GUUGAUUGUCGCAUACAUGACGCGUACAUCAUAGAGUAAAGCUCAUUGUGCAUUGUCAACGAAACUGAAAAUGGCCGAACUUUUGACAAAGAGGACAAUUGAAUGCGUGGACCAGGAUGUGUCAAGAUCUCCCACUGAGGAUAUGUGUAGAUCGAAAAGAACGAAAUGGGACUCGGGUGAAAGAAACGUCGAUAUCGACGGGCAGACACCCAAACAAGACGAGGAUCGGAACAAUAGUAACGCCCCCACAAAAGUGAAGGUAACUCUUUCUGAAGUCAGUGAACAUUUUGAAGCCACAGUUUCUAAUCCUAUUCCAUAUCGCAUUGUUGUUGGCGAAAAUUGCAAGAACAGAAAUUUUGAUGAUGAGGCACAAAAAGCAUCGAACAUACUCAAAAACAUAGUUAUGGAAAAGAUGAACGAUAAAAUGGCCGAUGAACCUACAACGUCAAUGUUUCAAGGCAUUCAACAACAUAAUUAUCAACCCAUGGUACCGUUGACAUGUAAAACGUCAUAUUCACGUCCAGCAUUACCAGUACGUUAUCUACCUGCUCAAAGCAAUAUGUUCCCGCCAUUUGUCAGAGGACCAAACAUUUCUGCCUUUGGAAAUCUGACAUCACAGCCCCAGACUGGAUUCCCAAGAGUGUUGCAACAGUCGGGUAGGUUUGUGGUCCAACCGAUCCCACCCAUGUCUUCUGUAGUAAGAUCUUUGCCGUCGGCUUGCGGGAUGUUACCAACUGCAACUGUUAUUCCACCGUCGACUGGAACAGCCACUCAAUCGACAGGAACGAUGACGUCGAUAAAUGAUCCAAGUUUGCCCAGCACUGAUUACUUCAGCAAGAUCUCGAGUUCGGCAAUCAAAACGCCAACGGUUCAAGUAAUGCCCGGCACCUCUAUGAUAUACAAAACCCCGGGUGCCACUUUCAAGAACCGAAAUGGCAAAGUCAAGCGGCCUAUGAACGCGUUUAUGGUAUGGGCGCGAAACUACAGAAGCCAACUUUCUGAGGAAAUGCCACAGGCUUCUAAUGCACAAAUCAGCGUUCGGCUAGGACAGAUCUGGGGCAGUAUGUCGCUUGUUGACAAGGAAAAGUACUUCAGAGAAGCGGAACGUAUCAAGCUCCAACAUAACCGAGAUUUCCCAGGAUGGGUGUACCAACCCAAACAAAAGAAAGUGCCAGUGGAGACCCAGCAUGACCGUCUUUGGGCAAGAUUUGGAUCCAACAAGGAACAGUUGCCAGAGUCGACCACUAACUCAUGUCCGGAAGUAGCAGUGACCAGUGUCCAGCAGACUGUGACCCCGACUCCUGUGACUGUGUAUCCCAAAACCCCUAUUGCCACCACAGCAAAUAUCUCAAUCACGUCUCCGCUUCCGUCGUUUUCCCAAUUGGCUCAGACAGUUUCUGAUCCCACCCCAAUCAUGUCCCUUGAGGCAGGACUAAACCCGAACCCGUCGACCAUUGCCACUAUCGAGAAUACGAAAUCAGGGUCUAUCAGAGGAGAAUCUACGGACGGUGGUCAAGGAUCGGUCAGAAGACCAACAGCUUUCAAGGUCGUAGGAAACAGUCAGGCGCCAGCCGUACAAAUGUUCCCUAAGAAAGAACAUGAACAGCUAACAUCUAUGACGUCUUCUACAGUAGGUAAUUCUCCACUGAAGAUUACCACGUCUUGUCCGACAGCUACCGGAAAUGUAAGAUCAAUGCCCAGUACCUUGACCGGAUGUCCCUCCCCCAAAGGACGACCUCCAAGUAUUUCUCGUAGAAUUCCCGCUACACCAGCGAUGCUGGUAUCUUCACAACGUGCUUACAAGGAAGCCAUAUUGACUAAAAACCAUUCAAGUAGUCCAACAAAAUCCAAGUCAAGUUCCUCUGGACCCAGUUUAACUACCACUUCUGAUCAGAGACAGCAGAAAUCUGACGUCACACCACUAACGACGGCCUGUGACGUCACACCAACCGUAUCACAAAGAUCCCCGAGGUGUGCAGACUCCGUAGACGAGUUAUGGCCGUUUCCCCUCCCCACGAUCGAGCAGACACACCACGCGGAUGUCCUUUAUGACGACCAUCUCAGAUAUGAACGGGAGAGCGGCCCGGGAUACAUUGAUCCGUACAACCCCUUCUAUUACGACGGCAGCUAUGACGAAACUAGGUCAGGACUGCAGGUAGAUGUUAACAGUUGGCAGAAGUAUUUGAACUACACCAAGAUGCAAAACGAGGCCGAGGACAAGACAAACCUGACCAAGUAUUUCCCGCCGACGAGCAGCUCAAGUGUCUGGUGCGAACAGAUCUCUAACAAUGCUGACAACUGUUCCCAGCAGGCCACUCAUUCUAAACAGAAUGGAAAUGAUCAGGAACCACGCCGCACGUCAUCUGAAUCCUGUUUCGCGUCAUCACUGACCAGUGCUAUAAACGUUCUCGAUGACGUCAAUAACGGCGGUACCCCGGAUGGUUAUGCCGACCUCAACCUACAUGGAUACCAAAACAAAUCACCACGGACAUCAAGAGAUGUGGUGGAGUUACAAAGUCAGAACUGUGCUCUUCAAGCAUUGGAUCUCAGUUCGGGUUCACGCGCCCAGACCAGCGUAUCCAAUAUUGUUUAUCUUGGCCAGGAAACCACCCACAUGGGAUCUGGAGAUGGUGUGAAAACAGUAUACAUAGAAGGCAGUCCACCUGGAAAACCAGAAGAUUCAAGGCCGCUGAAAAAGAGAACGGAACGCUACAAAAGAGAUUUCAUCAACGGGGGAUCCGACUUCACUUCCGGUGAUAUCCCGACAGGAACGUACCUGGAGGAUGUAGUGUUUCUCACGUCUCCAGAAAAGGCAUGCGUAGAAGGGUUGUCCCGUAAUUUACCACAGGGAAGUGGAUACGUCGCCACAGGGCGAAGUAAAGACCAUGUUAUGUCACCAAAGCUAAUUAUAGAUGUAGGACAUGAUUUUGUGCAGUCUCUAAAAUCAGGCACAGUUAUCACAGAUCUGACUCCAGUUGAUUUGUCAAAUGCCAAGUCAGUCCAGGCGCGUGUCAUCCCUGACCCAGCAACAUCACAGAUACACGACACUACACAGACGACUGGACGCUCUAGGCGUAUGGAUACUGGAAUUCAUACUGAAACGUUUAUGGUCAGUAUAAAGAAAGAACAAGAUAAUUAUUGACGUAUUAG
Messenger RNA from Pecten maximus, 3150 nucleotides. RefSeq lists its product as uncharacterized. Lineage: Eukaryota; Metazoa; Mollusca; Bivalvia; Pectinida; Pectinidae. The transcript has 7 exons. Gene Ontology annotation, molecular function: DNA-binding transcription factor activity, RNA polymerase II-specific; RNA polymerase II cis-regulatory region sequence-specific DNA binding. Gene Ontology annotation, biological process: regulation of DNA-templated transcription; cell differentiation; anatomical structure morphogenesis. The record is from RefSeq and is a predicted model, not a curated record. The coding region runs from base 71 to 3142 and encodes 1023 amino acids.